Molecule: messenger RNA, 3153 nt
Organism: Phasianus colchicus (ring-necked pheasant)
Lineage: Eukaryota; Metazoa; Chordata; Aves; Galliformes; Phasianidae
Gene: ALDH6A1
Product: aldehyde dehydrogenase 6 family member A1
Biological process (GO): thymine catabolic process; L-valine catabolic process
Cellular component (GO): mitochondrion
Molecular function (GO): methylmalonate-semialdehyde dehydrogenase (acylating, NAD+) activity
Source: RefSeq, a predicted model, not a curated record
GCGGGCGGGAGGUGUGGCGAGGGGCGCCGUUCGGGGUCCGCGGCGCAGCGACCCUCGGCCGGGAUGGCGGCGGCGGCGGCGCGUGGCGUUUGGGGCGGGCGCCGGCGCGUAGCGCUCAGGCUGCCGCCGAGAGCCGGUGUUCCUUGGAUCGCUUCGGCCGCCGCCUCCUCCUCUGUGCCAACAACCAAACUGUUCAUUGAUGGGAAGUUUGUCGAGUCCAAAACCACAGAAUGGAUUGAUAUCCACAACCCAGCCACAAAUGAAGUGGUUGCUCGUGUACCAAAAGCUACAACUAGUGAAAUGGAGGCAGCUGUAGCUUCUUGCAAAAAGGCUUUUUGGAACUGGUCAGAAACAUCUGUUUUGAGUCGCCAGCAAAUCUUCCUGCGUUACCAACAGCUCAUCAAAGACAAUCUGAAAGAAAUUUCAAAACUCAUCACCUUUGAGCAAGGAAAGACCCUGGCUGACGCUGAGGGAGAUGUGUUCCGAGGCCUCCAGGUGGUUGAACAUGCUUGCAGUGUGACAUCUCUCAUACUGGGAGAGACCAUGCCCUCCAUCACUAAAGACAUGGACACUUGCACCUACCGUCUGCCUUUGGGUGUGUGUGCUGGCAUUGCACCAUUCAAUUUCCCAGCGAUGAUUCCUCUUUGGAUGUUUCCCAUGGCUAUGGUUUGUGGAAACACAUUCUUGAUGAAACCGUCUGAGCGUGUGCCAGGAGCACUCAUGUUCCUUGCCAAGCUCUUUCAGGAUGCUGGUGCCCCAGAUGGGACCCUGAAUAUCAUCCAUGGACAGCAUGAAGCUGUGAACUUCAUUUGUGACCAUCCGGAUAUCAGAGCUAUCAGCUUUGUGGGAUCUAAUCAGGCUGGCGAGUACAUCUAUGAAAGAGGAUCCCGGAAUGGCAAGAGAGUCCAGGCUAACAUGGGAGCAAAGAACCAUGGUGUGGUGAUGCCAGAUGCCAAUAAAGAGAACACCUUGAACCAGCUGGUUGGAGCUGCCUUUGGAGCAGCUGGCCAACGCUGCAUGGCCUUGUCUACAGCAAUUCUAGUGGGAGAAGCACAGAAAUGGUUGCCAGAGUUGGUGGAAAGAGCCAAAAAUCUACGUGUAAAUGCAGGAGACCAGCCUGGAGCAGACCUAGGGCCACUAAUCAGUCCCCAAGCCAAGGAAAGGGUUUGCCACCUGAUUCAGAAAGGAGUAGAAGAAGGUGCCAGUCUUCUUUUGGAUGGACGUAAUAUCAAAGUGAAGGGCUAUGAAAAUGGCAAUUUUGUUGGACCAACGAUCCUUGCCAACGUCAAGCCAAACAUGACUUGUUACAAGGAAGAAAUCUUUGGACCUGUCUUAGUGGUUCUGGAAGCAGACACUUUGGAUGACGCAAUUGAGAUGGUGAACAAUAACCCCUAUGGAAAUGGAACUGCAAUCUUCACCACCAAUGGAGCCACAGCUCGGAAAUAUUCUCACUUAGUAGAUGUGGGGCAGGUGGGUGUCAAUGUUCCAAUUCCAGUACCUCUGCCCAUGUUCUCUUUCACCGGCUCUCGUGCUUCUUUCAGAGGAGAUGCAAAUUUCUAUGGCAAACAGGGAGUGCAGUUCUACACACAGCUGAAAACUAUCAUUUCUCAAUGGAAAGAGGAAGAUGCCACUGUUACCAAGCCUGCUGUGGUUAUGCCAACUAUGGGGAACUAAAUCAGCCUUUAAAGAUGCUGUCUCUGGUGCCCCCUCUUUCCAUGUUGCAGUUUCCAGCUUUGUCCUGACUAUCAUGGUUUCCUUGGGAAUAAGUAGAAAACUUUGUUUUCUAAGGGCCUCUUUUUCUGUAGGUCAGGCAAGCUUAUAAUGCACAGUCUGGGUUUUCUGUUGCUGUGAUUGUUUUUGUAUAACUAUCAAAAAGAAACUAUCCUAUCUAAUUGAAAGGGAAAAUGGAUGAGCUUUACUUUAUGUUUCUUUCUAGACCUUCUGAAUUUGAACAUUAUUCUGCUUUCCACUUCAGUACUUCUAGCCUUAGAGAUUCACUACUGGCUCCAUCUUGUAGCAGUUUUCUUUACCACUUUCUUACAUGUUGAGAUUUUGAGCUCACCAUACUCAGAUGAGUACUCACUUUGAGUGAUGUGACUGGGACACUUUGGAUGUCUCACAGAAGUGACUUUUACAUACAAUGAAGACAGCACGUUUUAGAGUUGAAACUGUCAGUCUUUCAUCAAUUAAGGAAUUUCCAAAAUACCUGGGAAAUAUCUAAGGAUUUUUCAGGGAAGCAUAUUUGAUCACUUGUCUGAGGAUAAAAUAAAUACUUGCAUCGCAUAGCAACCUUCACUGUGCCUCUAACAGUGGAAGUUGUUCCUGUUGUGCACAUGGCUUGCAUUCUCCAACUUACUAUCAGUUCCAUUAUACUAUCAGUUCCAUUAUACCUGGAAGUUGGUUUGUGCCUUUUUACUAACAGAAAUAUGCCUGCAGAUCCUUUAAAGUAGCAGAAUUAUGAAGCAGAAAUGUGUGUGUAUGUCUUGCAUCAUAAGAUCACAUCAGUCUAGCUGGUAGGAAGAAUAAGUAAACACAUGAUUUAAUCACAAAGCAGCUAGGCCUGUUCUAGGUGUUUUCCUAAUUUUUUUUUUUCUUCUGUUUGAUCAACUCUUUGUCACAUUUGCUCAAACACAGUCAUGUCCUCUAGGGACUGCAGGUCCCAGUGUUAGAGAUGGGUAAGUCUUGCUAUACCCUGUUCUUAUAUGUGCAUUUGGAGCUGGAUAGCCUAUAUUUUUAUCCUUGCUUCCUGGAACAGUCUGCAGGGACUUCAUCAAGUACCCAUGGAAAAUAAUACUAUUCUAAUGAUUGUAAUCAUUACUUGUUCUGAUUAAAAAAAGAAUCUGAAUGUAAAGACUCUGUAUCCUGCCUUCUGAUAAAGAUACAAUGUAACACAUGGUUAUGUAUUAGAGUAACUGCUAUUGAUCCACUAAUGUUUGUAUCUUAUUUUUGUAGGUUUUUUUUUUUUCUUCUGCUAUACUCUAGAGGGAAAACUCUCACCUUGCAAUUUGAUUAUGAAUUAAAAAUUUGCUGAUCACUGCAGAAAGUGAUUGCUCCUUGAUGAGAUGUUCUAUAGGUGUUCUGUUGACUAUAUUACCCUCUUUGCAGAGGCUGGUAUAUCAAUUUUUUUUUGUAACCCCCGUAUAAAUCCUUUUU